AAAUGUUUUUAUGCCAUCGUGGCUGCCAAACGUACAAUUUUCCUGUCAUUCAUUUAUACGUAGUAAACGUAUACAGUUAGAUUGUAGCUGGAGAUCAUCCACUCGUUUCCUGAACUUCAAACGAAAAUAAGAUAAAAUGGACCAGGUCAGGACUUACAUUGAACCAGGACGUUCUUUCGCCAAGAACUCCAUGAGAUUGGUCAAAAGGUGCACAAAACCAGACAGAAAAGAAUUCCAGAAGAUUGCCAUUGCCACAGCAAUUGGUUUCUGCAUCAUGGGAUUCAUUGGCUUCUUCGUGAAGCUCAUCCAUAUACCAAUCAACAACAUCAUUGUAGGCUCAUAAGUGAUUUCCCCGUUCGUUUCUUUUUUUAAGCAAUAAAGAAUUUUUGUUAUUAAUAUCUCACA
Molecule: messenger RNA, 405 nt
Organism: Nicrophorus vespilloides
Lineage: Eukaryota; Metazoa; Arthropoda; Insecta; Coleoptera; Silphidae
Product: protein transport protein Sec61 subunit gamma
Exons: 3
Coding region: 137-343 (68 amino acids)
Biological process (GO): post-translational protein targeting to membrane, translocation; protein targeting
Cellular component (GO): membrane; Ssh1 translocon complex
Molecular function (GO): transmembrane protein transporter activity
Source: RefSeq, a predicted model, not a curated record